UAGAGAUGUUCAUCGUGAUUGACAACUCGUCGCUGUCGGAUGGAUUGCAAGGAAUAUUGAAUUAUUGAUCUACAAUUCGCGACUAUAAUUAUGUUUGAAUAGAACUAGUGCUACUAAUUGAUAAAAUUCGUCCGUCAUCAGAGUGUUGUCCUUGCAAAUAUUCAAUUUAGAGUUGAAUUCAUGCAACUCUAUGCUUUCUCUUAAAAAAUACAUCGUAUCACGAUAAACAUCUCCGCUUUUUUAUAUAUCUGAUAAGUUUUUAUUCUAAAACAGAUCGAAAUAUUCAAAGAAGAGAUCUGUUAACAAAAAUACUUAUUGCGCAUAGAGAAACAAAGAAUGUGAUUAAAAGUGAGUCCUGACAAAGCAGAUUAUUUAACAGAAUCAAAUAAAAAAAGACGUCAAACUAAUCAUGACUUAUUCAUUGAUGUCUAUCAUGUAUUGACAAUGAUAGUUGAUAUCAUAUUUUCAGGUAAAACACGUCCGAUGAUUAAUGCAGAUUUUCAUCAAUUCUCUUUUCCCUUUGUCACGUUCUUCUUCAAUAAAAUCAAAGAUUUUUCUAUAUAAUCAAAAAAGAAAAGAAAAAGAUCAUGUUGAAUUUGAAUUUCGAAAAGAAUGAAAUUCAAUGAAAAAUAACAAAUAAAAUCAUGAAUUAUGUUUAUUGAUCCAAUUUAAAAUCAAUUUUUUAUCUUACCUAUAAUGGACAAACUCUUCUCUAGAAAACCAUUUUUUCUCUUUGUGUGUUAUACUGGAAGAAGUGAAUGAGAGAAAAAGAGGGAAAGAGAGAUAUAUAACUAAAGAAAAAAUCUACAACGAGUGUCAUUUUGUUUUCGUCGAAGAUAAAGUACAAGAGGAAGAUUAUUUUAUUAGUUCACUAAUUUAUCAAAAAAAAACUCUUGUUGAAUGAUGUGGAAUAUCUACAUAUUUAUCAUUAUUCUCCUGGUCAUUCUCAACAAUGAAACAUCAGGUAAAUACUUUUAUUUAUCACAUACCCAAGAUCAGCUAUCGCGCAAAAAUGAUAUUAUUCAUUAGAAUUUUAGUUGAACAAAAAGGAAUGAAAUAAUAGAUUAUAGAAUUCGUCAGGAAUUUCUGUUAUAUAUUCAAAAGUGAUGGUACUCAUCUCUUUUAGCGACUAUACGCAAUUUUUCUAUGGUUUGAAGAGUUAGUAUAUUUUAAGUCUGAAAGUAUAAGUUGGAAUAUUGAUUGAUAGUAUUGUAGAUAUCUGAGUUUAUAUCGAUUCAUAUAGUUUCAAAACGACUGAAAACUUGAACAUUACUGAAAUCUUAUAUCGAUAUCAAAUUAAUUUGUAGAUCUUGAGACGAGAAUGAGACACAAGAGAAAGAAAAGAAACCUAUUUCAUCAUAUCGCAUUACAACAUAUGGAAAAAAAGGAUUAGUUGACUUUUCCAGAUAAAAUCAAAAUGAAAACAAAGUUUUGUGAAAUUAUUUGACUAUUCUAUUUUGAGAUAAGAUGUAGAUCGAUUUAUCCCAUACAGAUCACCGUCUUCAUUAUAUAAAAAAAUACUAUGAUUAUGAUAAAAUAAUUCUAUUGUGUUUGAUGUAUUCAAAGAGUUUUAUGUAUAAAAAUAGAGAUAAAGUGUGAAGUCAGUUUAUUCAAUUAUAAACUAUAGAAAUGAAUAUAUCUCCUAGAAAGAAAGAGCACAAAUUAUAAGAGAAUGUAGAAAUACUUUGCGAGUAGAAAUUCAUGAUUGACACUACCAUAUUUGUUACUAGACUAUCAUAAAAGAAUAUUGUUAACUAAGGCAAGAUUUGAAACAAAGCUCAGAUACAUAGAAGUUUUUCUUAUGUUUAAAAGGAAUCAAUGAUUAUUGAAUUUGUUUUCUCAAAAUAUUCAACUUGAAAUAAUGAGAGGAAAAGUUUCAUUAAAUUGAAUUAUUAUUUGACAAAAAAGUUAAAGGAAAUUGGUUUUAUUCAAUAUAAGUUUGGUUCAGAUCGAUUUCAAAUUUGUUUUGUUUAAUUUCAUAAGAAUUUAAAAAGAAAGAGAAAAAAAAUAAUUUUUUUCAAUUAAUUUCUUCGAAUGACUAUUUAAUUAAAAGUUAGCAAGAGAAUUUUCAUCUCUCUUUCACAUAUCAGAUUCAAUUCACAAUGUUUUUUAUAUGAAAAUUAGAAUUGAUUUUGAAUUUCAAUAAACUCAUUUUCAUUCUAAAACAAUUCUUUUUUCCUCUUUUGAAUUCAUUUUCGUUGAACAAAUAAAAAAAAUUAUUUACCUAUUUCUUUUUGUCUUCAAUGAUAAUCAGAUGUUCUCAAGGAUAGAACUCUUUUAAUUCAUAUUUACAGAUCAUCCGAGAGAAUAGACCAACAAUCAUAGAAAUGUUUUCAAAAUUAAUCUCAAUGAAUUUUCCAAGAAAAAACAUAAAUUUAUAACUUCAUUUUGUUCACAGUCUUCUCUAAUAUUCUCUGUAUUAUUCUUGUUUUAGCUCUUUCAUUCAAUCAACCAAAGUUUUCUCCAACACCCAUUUGGGAUUCUAAUGGAAUUACUUUUGCUAAUCAAUCGAUUGUUGGUGAAAGUCCUAGCGUCAUUUUUGUGAACAUAAACAAUACAAUCUAUGUCGCUAAUCGAGAAAAUAACACGAUUGUAAUAUGGCAAGAAGGGAGUGUCAAUCCGACAAAGAUCAUUCACGGUAAUUUUACACAAACCUGGUCUCUCUUCGUGACAUCGAAUGGUGAUAUUUAUAUUGAUGAUGGUGAGAAGAAUGGUCGAGUACAGAAAUGGAUAGCAGAAACAAAUACCUUUGUUACAGUGAUGAAUGUCAACUCAUCAUGUGAUGGUUUGUUUGUCGACAUCAAUGAUACGCUUUAUUGUUCAAUGUCUGCUCAAGUAGUGAAAAGAUCAUUAAAUGAUUCUGUGAUGAGUUCAAAUCGUGUUGCCGCUGGAACAGGCAUUGAAGGAUCAGCCUCGAAUCAACUCAACAGUCCUCAUGGAAUCUUUGUUGAUGUGAAUUUGGAUUUAUACGUAGCAGAUUGUUACAAUGAUCGAGUUCAGCUAUUUCAGUCAGGAGAAUCAAAUGGUAUCACAGUGGCUGGAAGUACGUCACGAAAUCCAACAAUUAAACUUCGUUUACCACGUGGAAUUAUAUUAUAUGCUGAUAAGUACUUAUUCAUUCUGGAUUCCUUCAAUAGUCGCAUUAUUGGUUCAGGCUUGAAUGGUUUCCGAUGUUUAGUUGGAUGUUAUGGA
This is a messenger RNA of Adineta steineri, 3192 nucleotides long. NCBI's taxonomy places the organism in Eukaryota, Metazoa, Rotifera, Eurotatoria, Adinetida, Adinetidae. The record is from the annotation of a GenBank genome assembly.